UACAAUACAAGGAUUUUAUAUUGGAUACUGUAUAGUCUAAAAUUAUAAGAUGGCAUGUUGUGAAUUAACAAAACCUCUUUUACAAGAUGAUGACGAAUGUUUUGAGGAGAAUUAUUGUUUCAUGAACAACAUGCUUAACGAAGAUUCUUCUUCGGGAUACGAAUCUACGGACUCUGAAACAGAAGAUCAAAAAAGGUCUAACGAAUACAAUGUUCCUGUGAAUCGUCAAGAGAUUGGUCACGUGAGUGCACGAGUUAAAAGUACGCAUUCGCUAUGUGAGAGCCUUAAAUUGAUCAUGGAGAUCCCAGAACUGUGUGACGUAAUAUUUCUCUUAGGACCUAAGGAAAUCCCAGUCUAUGGCGUUCGUGCUAUUUUGGGAACACGGAGCAAGUAA
Ruditapes philippinarum (Manila clam) is the source of this 394-nucleotide messenger RNA. RefSeq lists its product as uncharacterized. The record is from RefSeq and is a predicted model, not a curated record. Bases 50 to 394 code for a protein of 114 amino acids. The transcript has 2 exons. NCBI's taxonomy places the organism in Eukaryota, Metazoa, Mollusca, Bivalvia, Venerida, Veneridae.